UAGAACAGACUUAAUACUAUUCGCACAGUUGAUAAAGUGCUCUUGGUUAUAUAUAUUCUUCUAAUUGCAGUUAUUUCAACAUGUUGAAGCUCAUGCCAGGAAAACUAGCAUUUGUUACUGGUGCUGGAAGUGGCAUAGGAAGAGAGGUGUGUCGAGUUUUCGCUCGAGAAGGUGCUACUGUUAUAGCAACUGAUCUAAAUGUCAAAACUGCUGAGGAAACUGUAGCUACUUUGGAAGGUGCUGGUCAUGCUGCAUUAAAUAUUGACGUUGCUGAUCGAAACAGUGUUGAAACAGCAUUUAAACACGUGUUAGAGCAAUUUUCAAAACCGCCUACCAUCAUUGUUAAUUCAGCAGGCAUUGCACGGGUUCACUUUUUAGUAAAACUGACUGACAAUAACUUUGAUGAUGUAAUCAAUGUCAAUUUAAAAGGCACUUUUCUAGUUAUGCAAACUGCUGUCAAAGCAAUGAUAGAAGCAAGUGCAACCAAAGAUUCCUCGAUUAUCAAUAUCAGUUCAAUUUUCGCUAAACGUGAGAAUAUUGGACAUAGCAACUAUUGUGCAUCAAAGGCUGGAGUGGUUGCUAUGACAAAGACUGCUUCCAUGGAGUUUGGACAGUUUGGGAUUCGGGUGAAUUCAGUACUGCCUGGUUUUAUAGACACUCCUAUGACUGCAACUGUUCCUGACAAACUUAAAGAAUUAUUUAUAAAAAAUAUACCGUUGCAAAGAUGUGGAAAACCGCAAGAAGUGGCAGAAGUUAUUGCAUUUUUAGCUUCUGAUAAGAGUUCUUAUGUAAAUGGAGCGUCUAUUGAAGUUACAGGGGGAAUAUGUUAAAUUUUAUGGUUUAUUAUGAACUCGGUAUUUAAUACAAUAAUGUGACUCAGGAGUAUGAGAAAGACAUAAAAUGUUGGUGAAUAUCACAUAUUCAGAUAAUCAUGCGAAAUGACUUAAGGUAUGUUAUUUUUUCUUAAGUUUGAUUGGUUUAUUAAAUGAACAUUUUUAAAACUGAUUCUUAAAAGCAUUCUGUUAAGAAAAUAUCAAUUAAGCGUAUGUAACACCUUAUAUCUUGAAACUUCCUCUAUUUGAUAGAAAACUUUUGUUAUCAGAAGUUAUGUAAAUACCGUUUGUGCUCAUCGUAUAUACUGUAUGUCAUAUUUUAUUGCAAUAUUGAAAGUAUACAU
Molecule: messenger RNA, 1177 nt
Organism: Solenopsis invicta (red fire ant)
Lineage: Eukaryota; Metazoa; Arthropoda; Insecta; Hymenoptera; Formicidae
Product: estradiol 17-beta-dehydrogenase 8
Exons: 5
Coding region: 81-830 (249 amino acids)
Molecular function (GO): oxidoreductase activity, acting on the CH-OH group of donors, NAD or NADP as acceptor
Source: RefSeq, a predicted model, not a curated record